Ambispora leptoticha is the source of this 681-nucleotide messenger RNA. The record is from the annotation of a GenBank genome assembly. Lineage: Eukaryota; Fungi; Glomeromycota; Glomeromycetes; Archaeosporales; Ambisporaceae.
AUGGGUGUGCGCGAUAGAGGGGGCAGAAAAAUAAAUUCACGAUCACAUCGAUUACAUUCACGCCAAAAAAAGAAAAAAACAGGAAUGAAAUUUACAUCACCAUCACAGAAUUUAUCAUCAUUAAAACAUCAUCACUUAUACUAUAAUCCUGAGCCUGCCGAUUGUCGACUAAUAAUAACGGAUAUAAAUGCAAAAGAGCGCAAAGAUAAUAACGAUGGACUUUCACAUGAUUAUGAAUUUCGACAAGUGUUUUACGCGCAUAAGAGUAAUUUAAUAAAGAAAAGCCCAUGUUUUAGACGUUUCUUUGAGAAACUUGAAGAGGCUCAAUCAACGACGACGACGACAACAAAAUCAAAUUGUGAGAAUAUUGAGAAGCAUCAAUGGCAAGAAAUUCAUCUGAGAAUAGUGCAACCGGAACUUGCGAGAUUCGAUGAAAUGCUACAUUGGAUUGAAACAGGCGACAGCAAGCGAUGGAUAGUUAAAGGCAUAACAGUCGAAAAUUUUCACAUAGUGGUGCAAAACAUCAACCUGCUAGAAUUAGGUUGGGAAGCAAAAAGCAUCUGCGUGGGAUUUCGUAACGCUUACCACGAUUGGUUGGAGAUCCGUCGCCGUGGUGAAAUGGCAGAACAUAAAUCACGAAAAAUAGAGGAAAUAAAAAAACGUCCUAUGCGACUUUUGUGA